Malus domestica (apple) is the source of this 1715-nucleotide messenger RNA. Lineage: Eukaryota; Viridiplantae; Streptophyta; Magnoliopsida; Rosales; Rosaceae. The record is from RefSeq and is a predicted model, not a curated record.
GGUCCCUAACCGGCUAUCCCUCCUCCCUCGGUCUCUCCCGUUUUCCCAGUUCGCGCAGCGCAGCAGCCUGAGCCCUGAGCCUCCUCUCUUUCCCUCUCUCGGUCUUCAAUCACUCUCUCAAACUCUCUGUCUCUCAUUACCAGCGGCAACCUUCUCACUCUCAAUCUCUCACACCUCGCCGUUUUAGUGGUUUGGUUUGAAUGUUUGCUCUCUGUGGUUGUUUGGAUCUUGAAGAUAGAUGAAUGUGAGUGGAAAACAUCUGGGGUUUUGAUCGAUGAAGGUUCGAUGUAUGGAUCUAACUAUAUAUAUAUGUGGACUGAAAAUUAACCACAUGAUUUUGUGUGAGGGGUUUGCGUUGUAUAACUCUGAACGGUUAAAGUAAGAUUUGUGGCAAAGCACAACCACAAGAAAGAUCGUCGGAUCAUAAUCUCUGGAAAGAUGAAGUCAAAGGCGUCAAAGGUCUCAAGGUCCUCAAGCUCAAGUUCAAACUCAAUGGGAUCAAAAUCAAAUAGCCUUCAUGAUCAAACGAACUCAUCUUCGAGUGUACCAUCGGAAAGUGUUUCAACUGGAGAUGAUGCCAGUGUUUCAACUGGAGAUGGUGCCAGUGUUUUUCAGUUGAUCCAAUCUCAUCAGGAAAAGGCUGCUCGGCUUCCCCCAGUUGAGGAAAUCCGAACUCUACUUCAUCUUAGUUUUCACGGAAUGCUCUCCACUUUUUCUCAGAAGCAUGAGGGUUAUCCAUCAGGAUCAAUGGUUGACUUUGCAUGUGAUGCAGAUGGAUCUCCAAUUUUAGCAGUUAGCAGCUUGGCAGUUCAUACAAAGGACCUAGCCCUUAAUCCCAAGUGCUCAUUGCUUGUGGCUAGAAACCCUGAAGACAGGACUGAUUUGGUGGUCACGCUGCAUGGUGAUGCUAUUCCUGUUUCCGAGAAGGAUCAAGCAGCCAUACGCACUGCAUAUUUGGCUAAGCAUCCCAAUGCAUUUUCGGUUGACUUUGGCGACUUCCAAUUCAUGCGCAUUGAACCAAAAGUUGUGCGAUACGUGUCAGGGGUUGCAACAGCCUUGUUAGGAUCAGGAGAGUUCGGAAGUGAGGAGUAUAAAGCUGCAAAAGUUGAUCCAGUUGCUCAAUUGAAGGCUUAUAUGGCUCAUGCUAACCAUACAAUAGCCAUUGUGCAACAGUCGAUGUCUAUUCCGGUGGACUCUGCUUACAUGUUGGACUUGGAUAGCCUGGGUUUCAAUGUUAAGGCUCGCUAUCAGGGGAAUAAUUUCAAGCUCCGCAUACCUUUUCCUAGACGUGCAGAGGAUCAAAAGGAUGUGAAGACUUUAAUGAUGGAAAUGAUUGCGGCUGCAAUGGCUCGAGGUUGUUAUCCUCCCAGUCCAUAAGUAGGAUAUUUCCGUACCUCGGAACUGCCAUCGCAGAGAUAUGGAAAAUUUUGGACUCAAAAGAGGUGUAAUGAGAUAUUCGUUGCAGAAGAAUAUGCUUGUUUCUAUUGUAUGCUCAGAAAGAAAUUCUACAUAAUACUAAGAAUCAUGGUUACGGCAUCCACAUAAACUGCUUCCAAACUCAUAAUCGUUUAACGUGAAAAGCGAAUAUCUGUUUGUAUGUAAAGUCCUCUGCCUUGUCCUGUUUGUUUGUUUGACAGAUUGCGUAAAGGAUAAAUUGUUAUGGACCUCAAUGCAAUGGGAUUUGAAUAUACGAGAAGUUCCGGUUUAGGUGUUUU